AUGGACUUUGUUACUCGAUAUCAGACGUUGCAGGGCUAUCAAAAUGCCACCGACCAGCUGAUUAAGGACCUUUUGAUGUACUGCAAAGAAGUCCAGGGCCACUAUGGCGAGGAAAAUCUUAUACUCAAGCAGGAGCUACACAAUGCAAAGCUCGACCUCGAGCACGCCACAGCCUAUAGGAGAGAGAUGCAGCAGACGCUGCAGGACCUUGAUUUUGAUAACAAAUACAUCAAGGUAGACGCCUGCUGCGCAGUAGCUCGUUUUCAUGUGUCCGGAGGAAUCGAGGGCGGCAAGAAGGCAGCUUACGCUCUCCGGACCGCCGUCGCCGAGUACGUGGGCAGCCAGUCGGGUGAAGUCGAGAUUGUCGCCAAAGUUUGCGCCAACCUUUCGGGCCUUGGACGCGCCAUGCGCAGAGACGGCUGCUUGGACAGCGAGUCUGAGCUCAAGGACUUCUCUCUGGGAUUUACUCAGGCCAAAUCCUCGUUUGAUUUCAUCGACGUUGGCCACGGUAAGGAGCGUGCCGACUCGAAGAUCAAAGAGGCCACCCGUUGGCAUUUGCGAAACUACAACUGCAGGCAGAUAUUGCUGGGCAUUUCCCACGAUGCGGGAUAUGCCCCGUUUCUCGACGAGAUCCUUCAAGAUGAGCAGAUCCGCUCGAAAGUCAGCAUCAUAGAGGGUGUCCCAACGGUCAGAGAGCUCAAAAACACCAACGUCCAUAUUCUCGACCCGCUGCCCGGCCUCUUCAGAAACCAGAAGCUCGUAGACCGUAGCGGCGAUCGCGCUGCCGAAGCAACCCACGCCAGACCGUUGACCGUGGUGACCAACCACACAUCGCCUACAGUGUCAGUCGCCUCGCCGGCGACCUCGUCAGCUGCAACGCCGGCCCCGUCAUCCUGGGCCGGCGUCACCGCCAAAGCGAGCCCCCCACCAGUCAUCACCACGCCGUUAGCCAAUAGAAAUAUCAACAUCCCGACUCGACAGACCUCGCAGCCCAAGCCGGCGGCCUUGCAGUCGAAACCGCAGAGCCCGGCGUGGAGCCCCGGAGAGCGUGGGCUCGAUCCUCCUAUUCCCAUCAACCCGGCGGCUCUCGAUAACAUUAAGAAGCGCACUGGUAGGGACAAGCUUUGCAACAACCAUUACCUCCGCGGGCCUUGUGCCAAGGGCGACGAGUGCUGCUUCGAGCACAAAUACAAACCCAACCCCGACGAGGUCAACGCCAUUGCCUUGUUGACUCGUCUCAAUCCGUGCACCAACGGCCAGGAAUGCGACGUAGAGAACUGUAUAUAUGGACAUCACUGCCCUAGCGUCACGGGCAACAUAUGCACGCAUCCGUUUUGCAAGUUCCGGGUUUCGGACCAUCCCCCUGGCACGAAGUUUAAGAACGCCAAAAUUCACGAGAAUUGA
Molecule: messenger RNA, 1404 nt
Organism: Colletotrichum graminicola M1.001
Lineage: Eukaryota; Fungi; Ascomycota; Sordariomycetes; Glomerellales; Glomerellaceae
Exons: 5
Coding region: 1-1404 (467 amino acids)
Molecular function (GO): metal ion binding
Source: RefSeq, a predicted model, not a curated record